UGGGGAUAAACGGUACUGUUACAUGGGGAAAUGCCAGCUUUAUAUUUUAAAAUGUUAAUGAUUUUUUUUUGCAUACAAGAUGCGGUCACACUGAACAAAAUCAGCUUGGCGCUUUUACUUUAAGACCAUCAAAAAUGUUUCCUCUACCAGCCAAUAUUAAAAUCCCAUCUCAGAACUACUAUUUUGAGAACUGUGUGGCUUUCACAGAGGAUCACAUUCCAGUGCAGAGAAUAUGUAUUACCAAAGUGCCGAAAAAGCUAAAGGAAAGCGCACUCAGAACACAUUUGGAAAUGUAUGGAAAUGUGCUGGAAAUAAAAAUAUCUAAGAACAAAAAGGAAAAGUGCUCAGAAGGUUAUGUGGUUUAUGAAACAGCAAAGCAGGCAGCCAAGGCUCUACAUAGUCCUAUUCAUCAUGUAAGCGGCCAUAUGUUCCAUGUGCGGGCUAGCGACAGUUGGAAGCAGCCGGAAGCCUACGGUAGUCCGUCUGAAACUAUAGACUUGCCGCCUGGGGAGGAAGCACCUAUCAUGCGGCUGAAUGAUUACUGCUUGGAGCGCAUCCUGGAGUACCUCGAUUUUGUGACGGACCAAGUUCGCUUUGCGAGAACCUGUCUGCGCUUCAGGGCCGUCUAUCAAAUGGCAUCGCGCCGAUUGCAUAUCAUUGCGGAUACGUACAAUUUUCUGGAUGCUACCAUUUGGGAUAUGCGUGAUUUUUUCCAGAUGUCUGGAUCGAAUGUGCAAUCCUUUGACACCGUCGGUGAAACAACACAUCAAGAAACUCUAUACGCUCUUCUCGGAGAACACUGUCCGAAUCUGAAUACUCUGGAUUUGUGGGACAGCCCGGAUAUAGCCCGUAAUGCUCACAAAAUAUUUCCUAAGUUAGGGAAACUAGAGGAGCUUGAUGUAUCGGGAACGGAUCUGCAGGACAGGUGUAUGGACUCGCUUAAGAAGCUUAAUAACCUAAAAACACUUAAUGUCAACUCGACUUUUGUGAAGGGGAAAACGAUGGAUAAAUUGCCGUCCUCAAUAGAAGAGUUAUCGCUGAACAGUUGUCCCGGUUUUAAUAUGGUCUAUUUGCCAAAGAUUUGCAAGAAGCUAACAAACCUGAAGGAGCUAAACAUGCUAAAGAAUGACACCUUGCCUAGAACGAUUGGACAACUAUUGGUUCGGGACAAUUGCUGCCCCUCUCUGGAGAUACUACGGAUAACCGUGUCCUAUAAUGAUAAUUAUGAUUUCGUGGCUCGUCUACCCAAGUUGAAACAUCUAUCGUUCUAUACGCCGAAAACUAAUCCUGAAUCCAUAGCAUUGCCUGUUUUUGAAGAGUUGGUAAUGCACAAGGCAGAGAUGCUAGAGCGAUUAGAUAUAAUUGGCUCCUACAUUUUGACUCCACAACAGCUGCAUCUAAUUUCCAAGUUAGUUGGACUGCGUACCCUGAUUCUGCCUCACAUCGACACAUUAGACGACGAAGUAUUGGCAGCAUUUGCUCGUCUACAAAAACUGGAGCGAAUAUACAUAAAUACGUCUACAAAAGUAACCGCUGCCGGGAUUCUAAGUUUAUUUUGCUCUUGUCCUAUGUUGAGCGUAUUUGGAUUAGAGGAUACCUCGUGGAGCGAAAAGCUAAUCAAGGGAUUUGAGAAUCAAGUGCGGGAAGAAAGUAAAUACAAGGAUAUGAAGAGGGUAUUGCCCAUUAAGCUGAUAUCCUCCUUGGAACAAAUAGAUUUAGAAAUCGAAGAAGAAUCCAUUGGAUCCAAAUUAACAAAGGAUGAUAUCGUUCAAUUAAUUUACCCGGAAACGAAGGGCGAGGGGCUGCCUUUUGACUAUGAUUUUGAGGGCUGCGAGGAUGCUUGCGAAGAAUAUGAUUCGUCCGAAGAUGAGUAUGAUGACUACGAUCAUAUGAGGAAUAAAUGGUAUGAGGCAGUUGAUGGUGAAGAAUCCAACUAGACUACUCCAAAUAUGUUACCAUUUUUUGAAUAAAAAUGAUAAAUGAUCAUUGAA
Messenger RNA from Drosophila ananassae, 1991 nucleotides. RefSeq lists its product as uncharacterized. Bases 135 to 1937 code for a protein of 600 amino acids. Lineage: Eukaryota; Metazoa; Arthropoda; Insecta; Diptera; Drosophilidae. Gene Ontology annotation, molecular function: RNA binding. The transcript has 5 exons. Gene Ontology annotation, biological process: SCF-dependent proteasomal ubiquitin-dependent protein catabolic process. The record is from RefSeq and is a predicted model, not a curated record. Gene Ontology annotation, cellular component: SCF ubiquitin ligase complex.